GGAGCUUCCCGGCGCUCCGCCCGCCGCCGGCACAGUCCGUGCGGAGCCGAGCCGUGCUGUCCUGUGCCGUGUCGGGGAUGAUGAGUGUGUGAGAGCCGUAAAGCAGCGUCUGGGGCCGGGAGCACCUGCUACUUCCAGGGCAAGAUGCCACAGACACCUCCCUUUGCAGCCAUGUUUGACAGCAGCAGCUACAACAGGAACCUGUAUCAGUCAAAAGAGGACAACUGUGGAGGGCUCUAUUACCAGGACAACAAUCUCCUGUCGGGGUCUCUGGAAGCUCUGAUCCAGCACCUGGUACCCAACGUGGAUUACUAUCCUGAUAGGACGUACAUCUUCACCUUCCUGCUCAGCUCCCGCCUCUUCAUGCACCCGUACGAGCUCAUGGCCAAGGUCUGCCAGCUGUGCACUGAGCAGCAGAGGCUCAGCGAGCCUGGCCUGGACAAGAACUGGACCCAGAAAAUUGCACCAAAAAUCCUGCAGUUGUUGACUGAGUGGACAGAGACUUUUCCUUACGAUUUCCGAGAUGAAAGAAUGAUGAGGAACUUAAAGGAGCUGGCACAAAGAAUAGCCAGUGGAGAUGAGAUGUACAGGAAGAGCGUGCAGCAGCUCCUCCAGACCCUGCUCCGCAAGCUGGCCGCCGUGACCCAGUACGAGGAGGUGCUGGCCAAAAUCGAUGCCUCCACAUCCACAGAUCGCCUCACACUCCUGAAAACCAAGCCCCAGUCCGUGCAGAGGGACAUAAUCACAGUCUGCAAUGAUCCCUAUGUGUUAGCUCAGCAGCUGACACACAUAGAGCUCGAGAGACUCAAUUAUAUUGGACCAGAAGAAUUUAUCCAGGCGUUUGUGCAAAAGGAUCCUUUGAAUAAUGACAAGAGCUGCUACGGGGAGCGAAAGAAGACUCGGAAUCUUGAAGCCUAUGUGGAGUGGUUUAACAGGCUCAGUUACUUGGUUGCAACAGAAAUCUGCAUGCCUGUGAAGAAGAAGCAGAGAGCAAGAGUGAUAGAAUAUUUCAUCGAUGUGGCACGGGAAUGUUUCAACAUUGGCAACUUCAACUCCUUAAUGGCUAUUAUUUCUGGCAUGAACAUGAGUCCUGUGUCUCGAUUAAAGAAAACCUGGGCAAAAGUGAAGACAGCCAAAUUUGAUAUUCUUGAGCAUCAGAUGGACCCUUCCAGCAAUUUUUACAAUUACCGAACUGCUCUGCGUGGAGCGACUCAGAGGUCCCUGACAGCUCACAGCAACAGGGAGAAGAUCGUGAUACCUUUCUUCAGUCUCUUGGUCAAAGAUAUUUACUUCCUCAACGAGGGUUGUGCCAAUCGCCUUCCCAAUGGCCAUGUCAAUUUUGAGAAAUUUUGGGAAUUGGCAAAACAAGUCAGUGAAUUUAUGACAUGGAAGCAAGUGGAGUGUCCUUUUGAAAGGGAUUGGAAGAUUCUGCAGUACUUGCUCUCUGUCCCAGUCUUCAGUGAUGAUGCACUUUACUUGGCUUCCUAUGAAAGUGAAGGUCCUGAGAACCACAUUGAAAAGGACAGAUGGAAGACACUAAGGUCAGCGCUUCUGGGCAGAGUCUAGAGCACACCCUGUCUGCUGUUGCUGUGUUACACGGAUUGCCAAGGGCCAUGGCUUGGUUUACUUUUCUGUGCACUGAGUGGCACUCAGAAUGAUGAAAGAUGUGCAGUCAGUUGCAAUAUUGUGGCAGCAAACAUGAAAGAAGUUAAUUCAAGAACAAACAGGCGGCUUCUCCCAUCUGACAGAUGAGAUAAAAUCACAGCCCACUCAUCUGGGAUUCAGGCUGAAGUAUUGAUUGAGAAUCCUUUGAAGAUCUCAGAUGCUGCCUAUGAGUCAUUUCACACCUGGAUAGAAUAUUCUUUCCUUUCCUUUUGCUGCAGCUUGCUGCUACAAGGACUCUGCAGAGCUGCUAGAAGGACUCACAGGAGGCUACAGAGGGGAAAUGUUCACCGUUCCUUUCAGUGAAACCCAAGUCUGCAUUGAAGAGCUCUCAUUCCUAAUAAGCUGAAUAUAUCCCAGAAGUUUGGGAUUGCUAAGAAGGGAAAGGACUGGACACAAGAAUUUGCUGCUGAGGAGAAUUUCUCCCUACCACUGUAAUGGUGGCUGGGUUUUUUGUCUUUUUCCAAUGUGUUUUUGAGUUGGCUGCUGGCAGGCAAACUCAUUAUUAUUUUAAGUUAUUUAAAAAAAUAUAAAGUAAUAAAAAUCUAAGCUGUGGUAGAAAAUGCACCUGCUAUAAAAAGGUAGUAGCUAUGUAGCUCUACAACUUCUAGAGAGGCUUUUUCUUUUGUUCACUUCUUUACAACUAACACUACAUGCUACAGACACACUUUUUUUACCAUGCGGUUUUCUUACUCUUGAUUUUCCAUACUUGACCUUCUUCUUAUAUUAGGUUGAACAAGCUGACUUUUUUAGAAUAAUCAUUGAGAAACUGGCAUAAAAACUGUUGAAAUGUGAGAAAUGUAUGUUUUUAUUCAGUAAUUUUUAUAACUGCCUUUUUUUUGAAAGGGUAACAGUGGAGAACACAGUCCACUUUGACUGAAACA
This is a messenger RNA of Melozone crissalis (California towhee), 2546 nucleotides long. It is a transcript of the gene RASGEF1B, whose product is annotated as RasGEF domain family member 1B. Gene Ontology annotation, molecular function: guanyl-nucleotide exchange factor activity. Gene Ontology annotation, biological process: positive regulation of GTPase activity; Ras protein signal transduction. Gene Ontology annotation, cellular component: plasma membrane. The record is from RefSeq and is a predicted model, not a curated record. Lineage: Eukaryota; Metazoa; Chordata; Aves; Passeriformes; Passerellidae. The transcript is spliced from 14 exons. Bases 145 to 1566 code for a protein of 473 amino acids.